This is a messenger RNA of Laetiporus sulphureus 93-53, 825 nucleotides long. RefSeq lists its product as uncharacterized. Gene Ontology annotation, biological process: protein polyubiquitination. Gene Ontology annotation, molecular function: ubiquitin conjugating enzyme activity. The transcript is spliced from 5 exons. NCBI's taxonomy places the organism in Eukaryota, Fungi, Basidiomycota, Agaricomycetes, Polyporales, Laetiporaceae. Gene Ontology annotation, cellular component: nucleus. The record is from RefSeq and is a predicted model, not a curated record. Bases 1 to 825 code for a protein of 274 amino acids.
AUGUAUGAGAUGGCGGAUAUUCGAGGGAUCAUGACUACUCUGAAACGCAUCCAUCGCGAGAUUGCGGACCUGAAGAAGGAAGAUCUCGGUGCCAUCUCACUCGCUCCAUCCUCCGACAGCCUUUUCCAUUGGACUGCCACCAUACCUGGACCAGAGGGAAGCUGCUACGAAGGUGGUGUAUUCAGCGUCGAUAUUCAUCUUGCUCUUGACUAUCCGUUCUCUGCACCUAGAGUCACAUUCAAGACUAGGAUUUACCACAUGAACAUUAACGAACGAGGCAACAUAUGUAUAGACAUGUUGAAGCACAACUGGUCACCUGCUCUCUCGCUAUUCAAGGUCAUCUUAUCGCUCUCUUCACUUUUAACAGAUCCGAACCCUAUUCCAUCAAUAGCGGUGCUAUAUCAGCGGGACCGGCAAGAACACGACCGCAACGCGCGAACAUGGACCGAGCUCUACGCCCGCCCGAAGCCAAAGGUGGCCUCGAUGUCCGACUCCAAGGGAAAGGCUAAAGCCACGGAUGCCGCUGGAUCCUCAUCGUCACCCACUGGGCAGCAGUCCGCCAAUUCGACUACAGCUGGCAAUUCGCAGACAGAAGCGAUCGAGAUCGAGGACUCUGAUGAGGAAGCCACCGCGAGUGCUCAGAGUAAAGUGCAGACGCGAUCGGGCACGAAGCGACAACGCGAACAGGCCGGUACAGAUGGUGCAUCGAAUGCGGAUGGAUCCGAGCGGCCUGCGAGGCGGAGAAAAGGUGGUAUGGGGGGAGGCAUAGGAGGUUCAGGGACAGGACCGACCGAAGCAGGAGACGUCAUUGUGAUUGAAGAUUAA